AUGGAAGUUAUUAAGAAAACGAGAAAAACUAAGAAACGGAGGCAUCGAAAUGAAAGCGCGACUCAAGAGGAUAAUUGUGAAGAUCGUAAAACGGUAAAAAAUUUGGCAUUUAAAGACAUUAUAUUUAGCAAUAUUAAAAAAACUCAAGUUGUACAAACAGAAAUAUCCUGCAUACACGAAAAUACGGAACUUUUGACCGAGAAGGACGAAAAAAUUAAAAACUUGACGGAACGGCUCCAUUCGAUGACAACCAAGCUUUACGAAUCGAAAAAUGCUAACACGAUUUUAAAACAAGAUUUUCAAAAAGCUCAAAAGUUGUUGUGCAGUGAAGUCGGGGAAAAUGUGACGGUAGCUGGGUUAUCAACUGAGCCUGGUGGAUGGCGUGGCAGAGCUGAGCAGAUUCAACAGUUGCAGCAGAAAGUUUCCGAGUUGCAACUUAGAGCGUCCGAAAGCGAUGGCUUAGGAAGAAGAUCUUUAGAACGCAAGAGCUCGUCGAGCGUUCGUUUAUUCGAUCGAGAACGAAAGCAGCAGGUGGAAAAUUUGACAAAAGCGUUGAAAGACAGCGAGGCCUCUUUCGAUGACUGCAAGAAAAAAUUGGAGGCAGCCAAAGCUAGAAUAUCGGUGUUGGAGCAUGAGUUGAACUCGGCAAAAAAAACCAUAACGUGUUUGAAUGAUAAAACGUCUCACGAUAAUCAACUUAUUGAUAUAUUACACAAGCAACUGGAAGAGGCUGAUGCGCGAUCUGAGACCCGCGAGAUUGAAAUUAAAAGGCAAACUGAUAAGUACGAGAGAGAAAUGGUAUUGUUGAAAAGUGAAUUGGAAGCGUCGCAACUGCAUAUUAAGAAUUUCAAGAAUGAAAUUGAGGAAAGAGAAGAUGAGUUGAACAACUUACGUUGUCAGAGUAAAGCAAUGAUCGAUCAGAGUAAAAGGACUUGUCGCGAGAUCUCGAUCGAAAGUCCAAGAAGCAGUAUUCGAGAGGCGCACGAGCAGAUAGCCAAAGGCAUAGCUGCCGAAGCCGAAAGAGAGCGAUUGCUGGAGCUGGUGGCGCUUCUGAAUCAGCGCUUAGAUAAAGAGCGAGGCGAUUACGAACAACUAUCCGAAUCCUUCAAAAGAGAGCGAAGUCGAGGCGCGAAACUGGAGAUCAAGCUGCAGAAAUUGGAAUUGGAGCGCGCUGCUAUGACGAGAGCGAAGAAUGGCUCCUACAGAUUUCGAGCAACCAAGCCGAACCUCACUGCGACUGCGACCGACAAUUUGAGCGACCUCGAAGACAUUCGCUUAAAGUUCGAGCUGCUGCAAGAGGAGUGCUUGACAUUAAAAACACGAUUAGCGACUGUGCAAAAAGAUAAAGCUGCAGAUCUCGCGACAUUUAAAAAGAUGCUUGAUCAGACGAGAAAAAUAUUCAGAGACGCAUGCAGAGGCAAAUUGCCUGCGAUGUAA
Phymastichus coffea is the source of this 1437-nucleotide messenger RNA. RefSeq names its product coiled-coil domain-containing protein 13-like. Gene Ontology annotation, cellular component: centriolar satellite. NCBI's taxonomy places the organism in Eukaryota, Metazoa, Arthropoda, Insecta, Hymenoptera, Eulophidae. The record is from RefSeq and is a predicted model, not a curated record. Gene Ontology annotation, biological process: cytoplasmic microtubule organization; non-motile cilium assembly. The coding region runs from base 1 to 1437 and encodes 478 amino acids. The transcript is spliced from 10 exons.